Molecule: messenger RNA, 563 nt
Organism: Stegostoma tigrinum
Lineage: Eukaryota; Metazoa; Chordata; Chondrichthyes; Orectolobiformes; Stegostomatidae
Gene: rps15a
Product: ribosomal protein S15a
Exons: 5
Coding region: 134-526 (130 amino acids)
Biological process (GO): translation
Cellular component (GO): ribosome; cytosolic small ribosomal subunit
Molecular function (GO): structural constituent of ribosome
Source: RefSeq, a predicted model, not a curated record
GACACUUGAUGAGUUAAGAUGGACGAUCGUUGGUAUAAGGCGGCGGGACGAACCCUCGCGAGAUUUAGAAAUCCCCCAUCAGGCGUCGCGGCCGCUGCUUCCUCCUCUUUCGCCAUAUUGACCAAGCGGCAUCAUGGUGCGCAUGAAUGUUCUCGCCGAUGCCCUCACCAGCAUCAACAAUGCAGAGAAACGUGGAAAACGCCAGGUUCUCAUCCGGCCAUGCUCCAAAGUAAUUGUGAGAUUCCUGACUGUAAUGAUGAAGCAUGGCUACAUUGGAGAGUUUGAGAUUAUUGAUGACCACAGAGGUGGGAAAAUAGUUGUCAAUCUCACUGGCAGACUGAACAAGUGUGGUGUCAUUAGCCCCAGAUUCGAUGUUCAAGUCAAAGAGCUUGAAAGGUGGCAAAAUGGACUUCUGCCUUCCCGUCAGUUUGGGUACCUCGUUCUAACAACCUCAGCAGGGAUCAUGGACCAUGAAGAGGCCAAACGAAAACACACGGGAGGAAAGAUCAUAGGAUUCUUUUUCUAAAACAUGUAACCUGUCUAUAAUAAAACAUUGAAACCAC